This is a messenger RNA of Symbiodinium sp. CCMP2592, 417 nucleotides long. The record is from the annotation of a GenBank genome assembly. Lineage: Eukaryota; Dinophyceae; Suessiales; Symbiodiniaceae.
AUGCGAGCUGCAUAUGGAAGCCUUCUGAAUGCAGACCUUUGGUGCAAAGUUUGCCGCUGCCUGGAUGUGGAAAGCUUUCUGGGUUUCCGUGCUUGCCAAAAAUCCAGCCAAGUUUCAGUGAACUUCCUGGAGAUCGUCUUCCCGCCCAGGAUCGAGAAGCCCUCCCUGGUUGCACAGCUCAACCAGCUGCUUGAGGAUUCCCCCGAGCGCCAGCUGCAGCUUCGCUGCUGGCGUCUGGCAGCCAGGUUGUCGAAGCAAGAACUCAUCGACACCAAGGAUGCCAUCUUGUCCAUCAGCCACUGCGACUCAAAUCCCUCAGUCGUUCAGCGCGUUUUCGGACUGCGUCGAGAUCGAUGUUUCGGAAGCGCUCAUCCCCUCGCGCUGGAGUGGGAUUGCGAGGACUCUGAGUUUCCUUGA